Linderina pennispora is the source of this 342-nucleotide messenger RNA. Its product is annotated as ankyrin. The transcript has a single exon. Lineage: Eukaryota; Fungi; Kickxellomycota; Kickxellomycetes; Kickxellales; Kickxellaceae. The annotation marks the transcript as partial. Gene Ontology annotation, molecular function: protein binding. The record is from RefSeq and is a predicted model, not a curated record.
AACAUCUGGAUCGCCGUCAGCGACGAUGACAUUGAGCGCGUCAAGCAGCUCGUCGAAGCGGACAAGACGCAGGUCAACGCCCAGGACCCCAACGGAUACAGCCCCCUCCACGCUGCCGCCUCGUGGAAGCGCCUGGAGCUGCUGAAGUACCUGCUGGAGAAUGGCGGUAACGUCAACAUCGCUGAUGCCGACGGCGACACGCCGCUGCACAUCUGUGAGGACAAGGCGUGUGCUGAGCUGCUGCUGGAGCACGGUGCCGAUCCUGAGUGCAAGAAUAGCGAGGGCCUGACGCCUGUCCAUACAACCCUUGAGAACGAAGCCAUUGAGGUCACUGAGCUGCUG